GUUCGGAUUGCAGUAACAUAAGUCAACCAGAGUAACCUACCCUUUCUGUUUUGGAAACUGACGCCGGGCAGGUGCUUGUUUUGGCUUGCAGUACAGAGAAACCAGAAUUAUGGAGAUAACAGUACUUCAUCCAAGAUCUGGGAAGACCCUGGCCACGUUAACCAAUAUUUCCACAGGGUCCAGUAUUUCUGAUGUGAAAAGAGAGUAUGAGAAGAAAUUUCCCAAGUAUUACCCGACCCGUCAGGCAUUUAAAAGUGAUCCUAAGGGAAAGACACUCAAAGAUGAUGUGAGAUUGACCAGUAUAGACUUCACAAAGCCAGGAACUUUAUAUUUCAAAGAUCUCGGGCCGCAAGUCGGCUGGACCACAGUAUUUUUGACAGAAUACUCUGGUCCUCUGAUAGCUUACCUUAUCUUCUACGCCCGCCCGGCCAUCAUAUACGGAGCUGCAGCUUCCCAGCCAAGGUCAUGGGUAGUCAACCUAGCUGCUGCCUGUUUUUCCUUCCACUACGUUAAACGACUCCUGGAGACCGUCUUUGUCCACCGCUUCUCCAAUGCCACCAUGCCCAUCAUGAAUAUUUUCAAGAACAGUACCUACUACUGGGGAUUUGCGGCAUUUAUCAGUUACUACAUCAAUCAUCCUCUAUAUACCCUACCGACUUACGGUAAUACCCAGGUAUACAGUGCCCUUGCUGGUUUUAUUUUUGGUGAACUUGGGAACUUCUCUAUACACAUGGCGUUCAGGAGUCUCCGACCACCAGGGACAAAGGAGAGGCGUAUCCCCCGAGCGACCUCUAACCCCUUCACUACCAUGUUCAACUUCGUGUCAUGUCCUAAUUAUACAUAUGAGGUGGUGUCUUGGAUCAGCUUCAGUGUGAUGACACAAUGUUUUCCAGCCCUGUUGUUCACCACCUGUGGGUUUUAUCAGAUGGCAGUGUGGGCUCUGGGUAAACAUAGGAAUUACAAGAAAGAGUUCAAAGACUACCCAAGGAACAGGAAGAGCAUUGUACCAUUCCUUCUGUAAACAACAACCAAAAUAACUCUUUUUAUUUAAAUAAUUAUGUGAUUAUAAAUAUUUCAUACUGAUCCAAAUCAUUUCUUUUGAAAUAUUAUCAUAUUAUGACAAUGUUGGUUUUUUUUUUGACAAAUGUCUGUAUCACUGUUUCUUGAAGCAAUGUGAACAUCACAUUCUUGAAGCAAUAUGAGCAUCACAUUCUUGAAGCAAUAUGAACAUCACAUUCUUGAAGCAAUGUGAACAUCAUUUUCUAAAAAUGUUGAAAUCUUCUUGUUGAAACCAUAUUUAUGCAAAUGUAGAGGAUUUGUUUGAAUAUUUUGUUUACCAGGAAACUUUAGUCAUUCCUUAACUUUUGCAGUGGAGGACAAAUUCAACAAUUUAAUAAAAUUUUCACUUUUCCCUACUGUUUAUAUACGAUAGGGUCAAUAUGAAUUUAAACAGAGUGAAUAAGUACAUUUUUGUUAGAAGGUGAGUAUUUCCCUCUGUAUGAAAGUUUCCUGAUAUACAGUUUUCAAUUUGAAAAAAAGAAAUGUUGACAAUCAUUUGACAAUGACUGAGGAUAUCUUCUGUUUUUCAUCACCGGUUUCUGUUAUUAGAGUUCUCUUCUGUUACUAGCGAUUUUCCACAGAUGGGUAACUUUUGUUUUUGUUAUUCACUUAAAGACUGUUCAUGAUUUUAUAAAUGUAAUAUGUAUUCAAGGUGCAUAUUAGUAAAAAAAGACAAGAAGAAAUUUCCUCUAGGCACAGAGUAUUUGGAAUUCGUGCAGAUUUAAUUUUUGUUAAGAGAAGAAUAUUUCCAUGUCAUUCUUUUAAACAAUAUACAAAUGUAAUAUAUUAUUUGAAUGAUUCCUUAUUUUAUUGAUUUUAAGUGUGUGAUUUUAGAAAAAUUUUCAUUGAACAUGUGAGAAAAAAUAUUUUCUGUUUAUUUUACAAAAGUAAGCAUGAAUGGACAUUUAUUUUAAUUGUUUGCAAGUUCUUGUGUGUUGUCUGUACAUCUUAAUACAAAUCAUUUUAUUGUAUCACUUUGUCUUUUUAAUGUAAUUCUAUUUUUAACGAAACAAUAAAAGCAUUUAGUCAGUUA
Messenger RNA from Pecten maximus, 2092 nucleotides. RefSeq names its product very-long-chain enoyl-CoA reductase-like. Lineage: Eukaryota; Metazoa; Mollusca; Bivalvia; Pectinida; Pectinidae. Gene Ontology annotation, biological process: very long-chain fatty acid biosynthetic process. Bases 110 to 1021 code for a protein of 303 amino acids. The transcript has 12 exons. Gene Ontology annotation, molecular function: oxidoreductase activity, acting on the CH-CH group of donors. The record is from RefSeq and is a predicted model, not a curated record.